UGUUUGAUGAGUCCUCAUCUCUCCAUCACUGUCCAGGGAAAUUAUGAAUGAUAACGUAUAGGCCUGUAGAGUUGCAGGAAUAUCUCAGAAGAACGAUGAAAACUACUCAGAAAAUUAAAUUUUAGCCAUUAACAGAGACACUGAUGGGGUCUUCUCUGAGACGCAGGCCAGCCGUGGUUCGUGCCUCCUGUGGCUCUCUUCACCUUGUGGUAACAUUUUGGCUUGUAUGGCCAAUGAUGACGAUGACAGCAGCUUCUGUUUGUCCGAAGAGCUGCCACUGUACGGAGAGGAACGGCGUGGUGGUGCAGUGCACCUCAAGCAACCUGGAGAGCAUUCCGUCCAGUUUACCCCGAGACACCGUGGUCCUCCUGCUGUCCUCCAACCAAAUCAGACACGUCCCCAGUGGUGCCUUCAAAGACCUGGACCGCCUCAGGGAGCUGGAUCUGUCACACAACUUCAUCAGGAGCCUGGAGGAUGGUGCCUUCCAGGGUCUGUCCAAGGGGCUGCGCUCACUGGACCUUUUUGACAACAAGCUCAGCAGAGUGCCUAAGGACACCUUUGCCAAGCUGCAUGCCCACAUACGCCUCUCCAACAACCCCUGGCACUGUGAGUGCUCCCUGCAGGAGAUGCUGAGGGAGCUGAGGCUGGACCCCGAGACUGCCAAUGAGGUGAGCUGCUUGACUUCAGUACAGGAGGAGUACGCAGGCCAGCCAGUGAUCCAGGUUCUGGACGCCGGUAUCAACUUCUGCAACUUUCACCACAAGACAACAGAUGUGGCCAUGUUUGUGGCCAUGUUCUGCUGGUUCUCUAUGGUGAUAGCUUACAUCAUCUACUACGUCAGGCACAACCAGGAAGACGCCAGGAGGCACAUGGAGUAUCUCAAAUCACUUCCCAGCGCCUCCCACAUCAACAAGGACUACGACAUGGCUAGCAGCAUGCUCUGA
Molecule: messenger RNA, 944 nt
Organism: Lampris incognitus (smalleye Pacific opah)
Lineage: Eukaryota; Metazoa; Chordata; Actinopteri; Lampriformes; Lampridae
Product: leucine-rich repeat-containing protein 3-like
Exons: 1
Coding region: 144-944 (266 amino acids)
Cellular component (GO): voltage-gated potassium channel complex
Molecular function (GO): transmembrane transporter binding; potassium channel activator activity; voltage-gated potassium channel activity
Source: RefSeq, a predicted model, not a curated record